This is a messenger RNA of Zychaea mexicana, 1230 nucleotides long. Its product is annotated as SprT-like family-domain-containing protein. Gene Ontology annotation, biological process: DNA damage response. Bases 42 to 1085 code for a protein of 347 amino acids. Gene Ontology annotation, cellular component: nucleus. Lineage: Eukaryota; Fungi; Mucoromycota; Mucoromycetes; Mucorales; Lichtheimiaceae. The transcript has 8 exons. Gene Ontology annotation, molecular function: metalloendopeptidase activity; polyubiquitin modification-dependent protein binding; single-stranded DNA binding. The record is from RefSeq and is a predicted model, not a curated record.
CGGUAUUAUUGGUUUUGGCUUUACCUUUCAGUCAGCACUCAAUGAGUCAAUCAUCGUCUGGUUCCUCCACUGAUGAAGGCGACGCACUCGAUUUGCUUUUGCACGAAAAAGAACAGCUUCGUCGACAACAGCAACAAGAUCAUGACGCCGAUCUAGCCCUUGCUCGGUACUUGCAGGAACAAGAAGAUUUAGCGAGCCGAUCUCCUCUGCCGAAUAUCUGCGUCGAUUUAGAAGCAGAUUUGGCACUCGCCAAACGAUUGCAAGAGCAAGAAGAGGAAGAACAGCGGCAGCAGCAGAAGGAACAAGAGAAACGACAAGUACAAGACGUUGGCAGUUCUUCUUCGUCUGCCAUUAUUAUUCAAGAUGCUUCACCUGAUCCAGUUCAUGAGCUCCUUGAUCCCAACCCAGAUCUUCAUGCAUUAUUCCUUGCUUUUGAUCAUCAGUUCUUCAAGGGUCAACUCGCUUCGGUAGAGAUCAAGUGGUCCACGCGAAUGACGCUGUGUGCGGGUAUAUGCGAAUACAAAUCUGGAGGAUACGUUGUCAUUAAGCUAUCGGAGCCAUUGUUAAAGUAUCGACCUCGUGAAGAUAUGGUCAACACGUUGUUGCACGAGAUGAUCCACGCACUAUUGUUUAUUCAGAUGAGGAAUGAUGAUCAUGACGGACAUGGCCCCGAAUUUCUGCGAGAGGCAGAUCGAAUCAAUAAGACAGCAGGAACUAAUAUUACGGUAUACCACAAUUUCCGUGACGAAGUAGAUCAUUAUCGACGCCACGUCUGGAAGUGCGAUGGACCUUGUCUAGAGAAACCGCCGUUCUUUGGUAUAGUGAAACGAUCGAUGAAUAGACCGCCCCAACCAGCAGAUGUAUGGUUCCACGAGCAUCAGAUGACAUGUGGAGGGACAUACACCAAGAUAGCCGAGCCUGAGGGCUAUAGGGACAAAAGCAAUAAGCGGCCAGUGUCCAAGAUAACGGACUUCUUUAAGGAUUGGGAUGAAGAGGUGCCAGUAACAGCAACGACAUCAUCCAACAAGAAAGCCAAAACAGUGAUAGAUAAAAAACCAAGAGGGCGAAGCAACUCCGAUGCAUGACAGUAGCAGCGGCAGUGUGUGAUGGCCCGUUUUUCUUUCUUUCCCUUGCAAGUGUUAAAAUAUCCCUUUUCUCUUUCUUCUUUGUUUCCCUGACACUCUGCGUCUUUCUUUAUUUCUUUAUUCCAUAUACCCCUUAUCCUUGCUU